AUGCUUGGCCCAGAGCUUCCACUGCUGCUGCCUCUGAUCUGCUUGCCUACAGCCAUCUUGUGCUGCUUGCAGUGUGAUGAAAAGUUUAAGGAGAAUGUGUCUAAACUCCGGACUGAGGUUGUGCCACGCCAAAUCCAUGACACCCGCCUCAAGGAGCGGGCUGAGGCCCUCCUGAAAGGUCUUGAGGGAGACUUUUUCCAGCACUAUGCCACCAGCCAGUUUUCUGGCCUUGCCGUUAAGAUCAAGGUUGAUGCCCUGAUUGAGGAGGUGAGGUCCACUACAGAGAGUCUCCUUCAAACCACUCUUGAAGAUCAGGCUUUGCUGGAAAAACUGGUUGCCUUCCGAGCAAUUACCACCAUGAAGCUGAAAAGAGCAUUAAAGGAACACCAGAUGAAAGCUUGUGAUAAAAAAAUAUGUGCUUACCUCAACUAUCAAGUGCUUAAUUGCAAAGGAUGCCACACGAUCGGCCCUUACUGCAUGACACUAAGCCAGUGCUUUGUUGAUGCCCAGGAACGCUUGUCCCUUCGUUAUGGAAAGCCCCUGAAGGACCCCAAUAUUGCCCAAACUGGAGUCGCCAUUGUCCUGUGUAUGGGUGGAGUGUUCUUUCUGGUGAUGGUAGGCGUGAUUGUCGUGUACUGGAGGAACCGGCUAUUUGAAUUUGUUUAGUAGGAAGACCUGCCUGGAUACAUUUAGUUGAAAGACCUGCCAUCUCACCUGUAAGGGAUGAAUUCUGAACAGAUCUCUAAACUCUGAAGCCUUGAAAUUUGGCCCAGUCAACUCUGCCAUAAUAACCAUUGGAACCCCAAAUCAGUGUUUCUUCUGACCCACACAACCUUAUCUCUAACUUUUUUUCA
Sceloporus undulatus (fence lizard) is the source of this 854-nucleotide messenger RNA. RefSeq names its product IZUMO family member 2 (gene IZUMO2). Lineage: Eukaryota; Metazoa; Chordata; Lepidosauria; Squamata; Phrynosomatidae. The transcript has 7 exons. The coding region runs from base 1 to 666 and encodes 221 amino acids. The record is from RefSeq and is a predicted model, not a curated record.